CCUCCCGGACCCGCGGCCCGGGAUCCCCCUCCCCUCCCCGCCCCCGUCCGGAGCGGGAGCGGGAGCCAUGGCGGGGUCCCUGCGGGAGCAGACGGCGCUGCUGGUGGCCGACUACCUGGCGCAGUGCGGGCCGGGCCCCGCUCCGCCCGCCCCGCCGCCCAGCCCCGCCGCCGCCACCCUGCGCCGCGCCGCCGCCGCCCUGCGCCGCCAGCACCGCCCCUUCUUCGUCUGCGCCCGCCGGCGGGCCGGGGCCGGGGCCGGACCGGGGGACCGGCCGGGGGACGGAGACGGGGCCGGGGACGGGGACGGGGACGGGGCCGGACCGGCCGCGCUGCUGGCCCAGGUGGCGGCCGAGCUGGACCACGACGGAGGCCUCAACUGGGGGCGGGUGGUGGCCCUGGUGGCCCUGGCCGGGGCGCUGCUGGACCCCGAGCCGGACCCCCGGACCCCCGACCUCAGCCGGACCCUGGCCGACACGCUGUGCCACUACCUGGCCGAGGAGAAGGGCGAUUGGCUGCGGGAGCACGGCGGCUGGGAUGGCUUCUACCAUUUCUUCAACCAACCGGAGGGCCGACCGGCCGAACAGAACAGCGCCUUCUGCAACGCCAUCAUGGCCGCGGCAGGAUUUGGGCUAGCGGGAUUAGCCUUCCUCUUGGCCGUGCGGUAGACGGCGAUCGGAGAGCGAAGAGAACUCCGAUCCGUUCAGCCCUUGCCGUCUCUCUCUUUUUUUUUUUUUUAAGAAAAAAGGCAAAUCGACUGACCAGAGACACGAGGUACACUUGCAGAGGGGCAGACGGGAGAUGGGUUUUCAAAGGAAAAUGGUCCGAGAAGAAUUUGAAGGCAUCCAGGCGAAUGCCGACAGACUGGUACCUGGGAUACUGACAUCUAAGCUCAUUGCAGAGUUUUUAAAAAUGUGCAUCUUGCUUCCAGCGUCGUUAUCCCAACACUGCCAGGCUUGUGUUCUGUCCAGGCUGCCUGGCCUGUGAAUGCUGUCAUACCUCCAGGGCUCUAUUUUGUGAAUGAGAGUUGCAUGUUGGUGAGAUGAGGAAACAUGAGAAGGCAGCACGUGACUUAAGCCAGUUUGUAGAUGGGAACUUACUUGUACCGAGUGACUUGUGUUUUUAUAUAUAUGUGUGUGUGU
This is a messenger RNA of Ornithorhynchus anatinus (platypus), 1141 nucleotides long. It is a transcript of the gene BCL2L10, whose product is annotated as BCL2 like 10. Lineage: Eukaryota; Metazoa; Chordata; Mammalia; Monotremata; Ornithorhynchidae. The record is from RefSeq and is a predicted model, not a curated record. Gene Ontology annotation, molecular function: protein homodimerization activity; protein heterodimerization activity. Gene Ontology annotation, biological process: extrinsic apoptotic signaling pathway in absence of ligand; regulation of apoptotic process; intrinsic apoptotic signaling pathway in response to DNA damage. Gene Ontology annotation, cellular component: mitochondrial outer membrane. The coding region runs from base 68 to 667 and encodes 199 amino acids. The transcript is spliced from 2 exons.